CGAAGGAGCACAUCGAUAAAUAUGCUUUCGCAAAUCACCCGGAACGUCCUCGCGUCAAGUGUCUCUGUGUUGUUGAAGCAGUCGUUACGUGAAACUCAGAGUCGGACAUGGAGCCGUGCUGUUCACAUCAGUCAGUACCGGGGUAAGAAAAAUGACAAGAACGACAAACCAUCAGCCCUCGUUCUCCAUGCCUUUGCGAAUAUCGAGAACAAGGAGAGGGAGACCUUCCUGGACAUCCUGCGCCAGUAUAAGAACAACAAUGAGAUGAGACGUGGUCACGUGGAGUUCAUUCAGGUGGCCCUCAAGUACAUGGAUGAAUUCGGCGUGAACCGAGAUCUGGCGGUAUAUAAGUCUCUCCUGGACGUGCUGCCCAAGGGCAAGUUUGUCCCGCGCAACUACUUCCAGGACAUAUUCAUGCACUACCCCAAACAGCAGGAAGUCGCUGUCCAUCUGCUCUGCAAGAUGGAGCACAACUCUGUGAUGCCAGACUCGGAGAUGGAGGAUAUGUUGCUGAAUAUCUUUGGGAAACAUGGGUUGCCAUUGAAGAAAUUCUGGAGGAUGGUAUACUGGAUGCCCAAGUUUGCCAAUCUGAAUCCUUGGCCUUGUCCGAGGCCAGCACCCAAAGAUCCGCUAGUGCUUGCUAGACUUGCAAUGAAUAAGAUAUCCAGUGUGGAUGUGCAGACCAAGAUUACAGAGUUUAAGACCAAGGACAUAGAGGAUGCCAUUGAUAACACGUGGAUCGUAUCUGCAAUGAGUAGUGUGCAGGAGGAACUUCUGCAAACCCACUCCCCUAAUAAUCCAAUUUUUGUUGAAGGACCAUACACAGUUUGGGUUGCAGAUCAGUGUAUAGAUUAUUUUGUCCUGAGGGGAGAGGCCAAAGAAAAGAAAAAUGAUUAUGAAAAUCCUGAUGAUGUUUCAGAUAUUAAAAUACCUUUCUGGGACAAAAAAGAAAUAAUUCCUGCUCCUACGGUCCACGAGCAAAGCGACGGCACAUAUUUCGCAAUGUGCGCCACUGGCACAUCCUCGAAGGAUUCUUUGCUAUCUUGGAUACGAUGUUUGCAAAAGACGAAUCCUAUUUUAAAUGUAAUUCCAGUGGUAUUCAAAUUAUCAUCGUCUAUGAAAGAUCCAUUAUACAUCGAUAAAGAUGAAAAUGAUGAUAAAAACGAAAUAGUGCAAAGGGACAAUCGAUAGAAAAGUGUAAAUUAUUAGAUCAUUAAAGAAUUAUAUAGAAACGAUGAUAAAUAAUCUCACUUAUGUAAUAAAUUGACAGGCGUUUCUGUAGAUAGCGUAUAUAAAAAAAUAUAACGUUUUUAUGCGUUUGACGUCACUUUCUAUUUAAUAGUUCAAUCUACUCAAUAGAUUCUAAGUUUACUUUUAAUAAUAAUUAUAAAUAUAAAAAUAAAUAAAUAUUUAAUAAUUUCUAUAUUUAAAUAAAUUAAUAUUUCUGUAUAUUAAUAUUUCUAUAUAUUGCUUUUAACUUACCGUUUAUUUUUACAAUCAAAAAGAUCUUUAUUUCCGUGGCUAUAAAAAAUAUUUAUUCGUCAAUUAAUUUUAAAAGUCUCAUGUUUAAAGCAAAACGCAUAAUCUUGUUAUACAUAUAACUUAUGUUGCAAAGAAUUACUAUAAUGUAAUAAUAAAUAAAUAAUUAAGAUAAUA
Molecule: messenger RNA, 1656 nt
Organism: Pogonomyrmex barbatus (red harvester ant)
Lineage: Eukaryota; Metazoa; Arthropoda; Insecta; Hymenoptera; Formicidae
Gene: ECSIT
Product: evolutionarily conserved signaling intermediate in Toll pathway, mitochondrial
Biological process (GO): innate immune response; cell surface receptor protein serine/threonine kinase signaling pathway
Cellular component (GO): mitochondrion
Molecular function (GO): protein binding
Source: RefSeq, a predicted model, not a curated record